Trypanosoma theileri is the source of this 1494-nucleotide messenger RNA. RefSeq lists its product as uncharacterized. The transcript has a single exon. The coding region runs from base 1 to 1494 and encodes 497 amino acids. Gene Ontology annotation, molecular function: NAADP-sensitive calcium-release channel activity. NCBI's taxonomy places the organism in Eukaryota, Euglenozoa, Kinetoplastea, Trypanosomatida, Trypanosomatidae. The record is from RefSeq and is a predicted model, not a curated record. Gene Ontology annotation, cellular component: membrane.
AUGGCGAGAAACGUUUUGAUUCAGUUUAUAAUUACUUGUAUAACCUUAGGGCUUUUACUUGCCUUUGCUUUUGGCUAUCAAACUAUCCGAAAUCAGGAUCGUAUAGAUAGUCGUUUUGAACUUGCGGCAUUGUUAUUUGGAGCUGAAGGAAGAUCUAGUGCUGAAUUUGAGAAAAGAAUUGAAACAAUUGAUGAAUUUCUAGAUGUUUUUAAAGGUAUAACAGAAGCUUAUUAUGAUGCACCAUAUUCUGGUAGUGGAGUAUUUUUGCACUAUACGUAUGGUAUGGGGAAUUCGACACCAUUGGCUCCUACUUUAGAGUUAAGUUUUCAUGAAGGAUAUUAUGGAUCAUCAUCCUAUUCAACUAUUCUUACUGAAACUUAUGAAAUUCUAGAAGAUAAUUUAUUGGGACCUUUCGAAGAUCCAGAUUCUUUAACUAAUGAAACAGAAUCAUGCCAACCAAAAAAGGAUGUAGAUGGAUCAUAUUAUAUACCUUGUCGAGCUUCGUUAAGUGGAGAAUUUUUUGACCGGUUAGUAAGUGCCAAGUUAUCAUUCUCCCUUUUUUCUCUGGUAAGGCGUUCUGAUGGUACACCAUUUCCAAGAGCUUGGUUCCUCGAAUUUACUUUUGCUUUGUCUGGUCAUGCUUCUGUAAUGUACAUGAAAGCUUCACUUGAUUCUGUAGAAAAGCGUAUACCUGAACGUUUCCCUGUUAUUAUAUGCUCUUCUCUUUUGCCAUUAGUGUUAUUUGCUCUUCUUCUUCGCAUUCGUACAUUCCCUCGAUUUUCAAGUUUAAUUGUUUCAAAAUGUUCUCGUAAUCAAAGAAACUUGUCUCAAGAUACACAAUUGUAUUGUAAACCUUCUCUAGAAGGUGGUUGGCGUUGGUUUGGUUUUCUUUCCGAUGUACUGGUGAUUUCUUUUAGUAUUAUUUCACUCAUUAACCAAUUUUUGCCAAAAACCUCCUUUAAUAUGGAAGAAGCUGUAACAAUUCUACUUGGGUUUUGUACACUUAUAAACUGUGUGCGUUUGAUAUCUAUUUUAGUACUGUUUCCUGCUCGUUAUAUUGUUAUUGAAGGUUUUUUAACAGCAUGGCGUCAGUUGUUUAUGUACCUUGUUGCUAUUUUUCCUAUCAUGCUAGGCUAUUCUAUUUGUGGUAGUAUUGUUUUUGGGAUGUAUGGAGGUUACUUUGGUAGCAUUCCAUCUUCUAUUAUAACUCUUAUUUGUGCAAUGUUUGGUGAUAACCUCAUUGAUACUUUUUUGGUAAUGGACCAAUCUGGAUUUACCGUUCAGUUAAUCUUUGGACGAGUAUUCAUUGCAACUUUUCUCAUCUUUUUUAUUUGCAACGUGCUUAAUAUUGCCCACAGUAUUAUUCAGGACUCUUACACGUAUGCAGUCCGAAUGCACACUGCAGCGUGUAGAGAAAAAAAUGAAGCGGCUCGUGGCACACCUACUGUAAGUAUUGAAGAAUUAAAUGAGUUUUUACUGAAGUUACGUGGCUAA